AUGGCCAAGUCUGCUGCCCUCAAGAACAACAAGAAGGAGAAGAAGGUUGUCGAGUCAUCCUCAUCUGACUCUGACUCCUCCUCCUCUUCUUCCUCGUCCUCCUCUUCGUCUUCCUCAUCCUCUGAUGACUCCUCCUCCGACUCUGAGUCUGAGGACGAGAAGAAGGUCGAGGUGAAGAAGGUCGAGGUCAAGAAGGUCGAGAAGAAGGCUGAGAAGAAGGCCGAGAAGAAGGCCGAGAAGAAGGCCGAGUCCUCUGACUCCGAGUCGUCGUCGUCUUCGUCUGACUCUUCCGAUUCCGAGUCCGAGUCCGAGUCUGAGAAGGAGGAGCCUAAGAAGGUCGAGAAGAAGGUCGAGAAGAAGGUCGAGAAGAAGGUCGAGAAGAAGGCUGAGGCCAAGAAGGUCGAGAAGAAGAAGGAGGACUCUGACAGCUCCUCCAGCGAUUCCUCGGAUUCUGACAGCUCGUCCUCGUCGAGCUCUGACUCUAGCUCUGACUCUGACGACGAGAUGGAGGAGGCCACUGAUGCCACCACCAAGCGUAAGGCCGAUGCCGAGGAGACCCCCGCCGUCAAGAAGACCAAGACCGAGCCUGCUCCUGCCGCUGCCGCUGCCCCCGCCGCUGCCCCCGCCGCUGAGGGUGCCUCUACCACCGUCUUUGUUGGUGGUCUCUCCUGGAACGUCGACAACGACUGGCUCCGCACCGAGUUCACCGAGUGCGGAGAGAUCGCUGAUGUCCGUGUCAUCACCGACCGCGACUCCCAGCGCUCCAAGGGAUACGGUUACGUCGAGUUCACCACCGCUGAGGGUGCUCAGGCUGCUUUGGCCCUUGCCGGUAAGGAGAUCGAUGGCCGUGCCAUCCGUGUCGAUAUCUCGGAGGGUCGCCCUAAGAAGGAGGCCAAGAACUUCAGCAACACCCCCACUGGCGAGCCCACCGAUACCCUUUUCAUCGGUAACUUGUCCUUCACCGCCACUGAGGAUGAUAUCCGCGGUGCUUUCACCGAGUGCGGAGAGAUUCUCUCGAUCCGUCUCCCCACCGAUCGCGAGUCUGGCCAGCCCAAGGGUUUCGGUUACAUUCAGUUCUCCUCCAUCGAUGAGGCCAAGGCUGCUGUUGCCUGGAACGGUUCCGACCUCGCUGGUCGUCCCUGCCGCUUGGACUUUGCUGGACAGAAGCCCGAGCGUGCUGAGGGUGGUGGUGGUGGUUUCGGUGGCCGUGGCGGUCGUGGCGGCCGUGGAGGCCGUGGUGGUUUCGGUGGCGACCGUGGUGGUCGUGGUGGUCGUGGUGGUCGUGGAAGCUUCGGUGGCGACCGUGGCGGCCGUGGUGGACGUGGUGGUUCUUCGACCAACCGUGGUGGAUUCGGCUCCUUCCAGGGCUCCAAGGUUACUUUCUAA
Messenger RNA from Linnemannia hyalina, 1386 nucleotides. The record is from the annotation of a GenBank genome assembly. Lineage: Eukaryota; Fungi; Mortierellomycota; Mortierellomycetes; Mortierellales; Mortierellaceae.